GUUGAAAAAAAAUUUUAAAUAAAAUUAAAAAAAAAAGAUCGUAAGAUCUCUAAAUGUUAAGCAGUAGAGGAACAGAUUAAAUUAUGCUAUUUAAUGGAACCAUAUACAAAUAUUAGAAGGAAGGCAGAUUGAAAGAUAUCUAUCACACUGAGUAAAAGCAAGUUGCUGAACAGCAUGUAUAUUAUGAUCCCAUCUCCCAUUUAAAUUAAAAAAAAAAUCAAUUUGCUCUUUCUUUCUCUCUCUGUCUUUAGUUCUGGAAUGAUAGUUACCAAAAUGUAGCUAGUGGUCUCAUCCCAGUGGCCUUGACCCUCGCAAUAAUCAUCCAGAUUAUUGGGAAGGGUGAAGGAAACUUUAAAAUUUUACAUCUGUGUGUGUGUGUGUUUAACAGCCAUGGUAUUUUGGCAUUUAAAAUCUAUAAAAAGAAAGAGCUUCAAGACCCAAACGGAUGACGUAGUUGUGCAAGAUGACGGGUGAUGUGGCGGUUACUUUGUGGCUCACCCAGUUGUGAACCCAAUAGGGUUGCAGAGGAAGAUGUCAGAAGAGGAAGAAGAUGGGCUGUUAUGCACUUGGGUUUUGAGUAUCUAGGCAAAUGGGACUACUUUUGACAGGAAUGAGGAAACUGGAAAUAGAGGUUGAUUUACAAUGUGACUUCUGCUUGGGCCACAUUGAGAUGAGAGCAGGAUUUCAAAAUGGACAUGUCCCGAAGGGAAAGCGAGCUGUGAGCCAUCAGAGCUGAGAAGUUGGAGGUUUGGAGAUCACUGGCAUCUGCGGGCAGAUGAAGCCAGAAAAGGUGUGAAGUUGGGGGAGGGCAGAGGGGGUGACCUGAGACCACGGAGACUCAGUUUGCCCUGGCGAGUGAUCCUGCUGAGCACUGUGCACAUUGGGGAGCCAGGAAAAGACAGAGGGGAGUUGUCCUUGUUUGAAGACAGCAGUGAAGACGAAACCUGGGGAGAAGAAGCUGACCGACGUGGUGGUGCAGAGUGGACUGAAUGUCAGGAGGGAUGAGGUCAAACCCCUGGUCAGCUGAGGACCCCGAGAGAAGGUCCGCUCUCCACCCAGGAGGUGAAUUUUGUAGCAUGUCAGCUCUUUGCCUUGUUCGCUGCUUUCUGGUUCCGCAUCUACUUAAGUCCUGGUAAAACCAGUCCCGAUGUCCGGCACGCGUUUGCCACCAUUUUUGGCAUCUAUUUUGUCAUCUUUUGUUUUGGCUGGUACUCUGUGCAUCUUUUUGUGCUGGUGUUAAUGUGCUACGGGAUCAUGGUCACAGCAAGCGUAUCCAGUAUUCACAGAUACUCCUUCUUUGUAGCAAUGGGAUACCUUACAAUAUGCCACAUCAGCCGGAUAUACAUCUUCCACUAUGGAAUUCUCACUACAGAUUUUUCUGGGCCUCUGAUGAUUGUCACACAGAAGAUCACGACCUUGGCAUUCCAAGUUCAUGAUGGAUUAGGUCGAAGAGCUGAAGACCUCUCUGCUGAGCAACAUCGACUUGCUGUGAAGGUGAAGCCCUCCUUUUUGCAAUACUUAAGCUAUCUUCUCAACUUCAUGAGUGUCAUAGCUGGCCCUUGCAACAAUUUCAAGGAUUACGUAGCCUUUAUGGAGGGGAGACAUACGCACAUGAAGUUGCUGGAAGUGAACUGGAAACAGAGCGGUUUCCAGAGCCUGCCAGAGCCUUCUCCCACCGGAGCAGUGAUCCGCAAGUUGUACAUGACCUUGGUGUCUCUCCUUCUGUUUUUGACACUCACGAAGACCUUCCCUGUCACCUGCUUGGUUGAUGACUGGUUUGUUCAUAAAGCGAACUUUCUGACUCGACUGUGCUACUUGUAUAUCGUCAUGCAAGCCUCGAAGCCCAAGUAUUACUUUGCCUGGACGUUAGCUGAUGCAGUGAAUAAUGCAGCAGGCUUUGGGUUCAGCGGAGUGGAUAAGAAUGGAAAUUUCUGUUGGGAUCUGCUUUCUAACCUAAACAUCUGGAAAAUUGAGACUGCCACAAGUUUCAAAAUGUACUUAGAAAACUGGAAUAUUCAGACAGCUACUUGGCUAAAGCGAGUGUGCUAUGAGCGGGUUCCCUGGUACCCCACGGUGCUAACCUUUGUCCUGUCUGCCUUGUGGCAUGGUGUCUACCCUGGAUACUAUUUUACCUUCUUAACUGGAACCCUUGUCACAGUAGCAGCCAGAACGAUGAGGAACAACUACAGACAUUACUUCCUUUCCUCAAAAGCCCUCAAGGUUGCAUAUGAUGUGGUCACCUGGGCGGUCACUCAGCUGGCCGUGUCCUACACCGUUGCUCCCUUCGUUAUGUUAGCAGUUGAACCAACCAUCAGCUUAUACAAGUCCAUGUACUUUUAUUUACACAUCAUAAGUCUUCUGAUAAUACUAUUUCUGCCGGUCAAACCCCAUGCUCAUGUUCAGAGGCAGCCUCAGACUCUGAACUCCAUUAAUAAGAAGAAAAAAGAUUGAUACCUCCAAGAAAAAGCGGAGCGUGUAAAACUGCAAAACAUCGGAAAGUUGAGACCAAAAGGCUCAAGGGUUCUCCAGUGACUUAGAAGCAGUGUUUACAUGCAUUUUUUUUUAAGUGCAGGGAGAAUUUUUAUCAAGCCUUUUUAAGUCAGCCAUGUCCGGUUGACUUAAUAGUUCCUAGGACACUUGAGUGGGGUGGAGGUAUGUGCAGAAUGUGCCAGCGACCGUGCAGUCUGGGCUGCUGGGUCUUUGCUUCUCUGGCACCAUUUCCAGCCACGGGAGCCCAUACAUCUGCUCCGGAAGGCAGAAGGUGUGGUUGCUGACAGAGCUGAUCUUCCAGAAUAUACCCAGAUACGGUUGUUCCUUGGGAAGCCCCAGACCCUUUGACCACAGUGACGACACUCAGAAGACCACGGAGGAGAAGGAGCCGGCACGAAAGAACCAGGAGGACUUGCCGUGAACACUUGAGUGGAUGGAAAAUCAGGCAUGCCCGAAAGUAGGCUGCAUUUUUUUCCCCAAGAGAUAGAACUCUUCCCUUUUUUCCUUCUGAACUGAGCCAAGAUUGGAAAUCAGUCUCCUGUACUCCAGGAGUCUAGGAAGGGCUACUGUUUUCCAUUUCACACACGCCAUCUCUUUGCCCAGGGAUGGCCCUGAGAAAACACCCAAAUGUUUGUACCAUCAAAGGCAGAAUAAAUAAGCCUUCUAAAUAAGUAAUUUGUUUUAAAAAAGUAAAGUUCCAUAGAAGCUUGUUAAGAAGCAGCAUUUUUCUCUUUGCUCACCUCAUUUCGUGGAGGUGUCCAUGAUCUUGGUUAUGAUACACACACCAGCUGAUUUUCACUUUUCUGGUUUUGCAGUUGAUUAAAUUUGACUAUUUUAGUUGAAUCAUUGUAUCGGAGAGCAGAAAUGGAGGACCGUUUUCUAUCCUUGUUAUGAAUGUGCUGUGGUUCCUUUCGGGGACUUCUAUUGGAUAAUAUUCUAUGUGGGAGAAAGAAACAUGGUAUUAAAUGUGCAAAAUGAUGAAACUGAUAAUAAUAAAUUAUAUGUUACAACAGUGUACCCUAAAGUAAUGGUGAGAGAAUUUGUUCCAAUCAGAUGGCUCCCAAUUGGUUUUUUACCAAAUGAAUGCUGUGUUUCUAUAUAAAGGAAGCAUUCCUGAAUGGAAUGAUUGCUUUUUGUUUCUGUGAGGGGUGACUCGGCAUUCUGAAGCACGUGCCUUAUAUUUGUGUGUUUCUCUAAGUUUUAACAAAUGCACAUAGUUCAGGUUUUUCUCUUAAGUUUUAACAAAUGCACAAAGUUCCAGUUUUUACUUGUUUAAAUUUGACCUUUUAUGACCUGUUCAAUUUGUCCUCUAUGUCAGGUACUUGGAAGGUUUUGGUUUUUUUGGUUUAAUUUCCUAUCUUCAUUCCCAACUUUGCAGGUAGGAUUAACCCCUCAGUGCCCCCACAGUCACAGAGACUGUGCCCCUACAGUCACAGAGUUAGUGAAGGAGCAGAGAUUAAAAUCAAAUUCCAAAGCUUUGGACAGUUUGUAAUUUCCAGGAGGUACCCUGUUGCUGCUUAGGGCGAUGAAAUGUGAAGUGAUGUGCUUGUCCCUUGAAGAGUUUGUAUGGUGUUCAUGGAGAAUACUAGAACCUAAACUGUAGGCCUUAUAUGUAAGAUAAUGGAAGUUAAGAAAUAGCACAUUUUGGCCGGUGUUUGAGGCUCACCCCAAUUUAACCAGGUAACCUUGGGGCAAUACCACCUUGCUGGUCCACGAGGAAUGUUAGGGGAGAGGGGAUAUGGGUACUUACCAUCUAUCAGGGGCUUUUUCCAACAGGAACACGUAGAGGUGCAAGACCAAGAAAAAUGCACACCAGUAAAAAUGAUAUAGAUCACCGUGGGCCCAAAGUCUUUGGAGUAAUCCAUAUUACAGUAAAGUCUUUGAACUUGGCAAUAUGAUUUAUAUUCAGGCUUCACUGUAUCUAAAUAACUUCAUUUCUGAGAGAAAAAGUUUGGUAACAAGAGGAGGGGUGAUCACCAGGGUGACCAUCCUGUUGUACCAGUGACUUUACUGACCCCUCAGUCGUGGGGAAACUUGGACCAUUUGGUCCCUCCCGUGUUUGCCGAGAAUCAAGUAUUACAGAAUGGAGUCAAAGUCAGGCCUUUGGAAUCUGGGCUCAUAGAGGCCUUAUGUCAGACAGCGCUGGGCUCUUAGGCACAUUUUUCUUAUUGUGGGACUUUAUUCAGUGCAGGCACUUUAUUGUGCUUUGCAGAUACUGCGUUUUUUGUUGUUGUUUUUACGAUUUGAAGAUUAAUGGCAACUCUGUGUUGAGCAAGUCUGUUGGCAACAUUUCUCCAACACCAUUUGCUUACUUCGUGUCUGUCUCAGCUUGGUGAUUCUCACAAUAUUCCAAACAUCUUUGUUAUUUUAUAUUUCUUAUGGUGAUCUUUGAUGUUACUAUUGUGACUGUUUUAGGGUGCCAUGAAGCACACCCAUAGAAGACAACAAACUUAAUUGAGAACUGUGUGUGUUCAGACCUCUCCACCAACCAGUUGUUCCCCCAACUCCCCCUCUCCUCAGGCCUCCCUAUUCCUGAGACACAAUAUUGAAACUAGGCCCAUUAAUCACCCCACAAUGGCCUCUGAGUGUUCAAGUGAGAGCAAUAAUCACACAUCUAUCACUUUAAAUCAAAAACUAGAAACGAUUAGACAUGGUGAGAAAGGCAUGUUGAAAACAGGCUAAAAGCUAGGCCCCUUGCGUCAAACAGCCAAGCUGUGUUUCAAAGAAAAAAGUUCUUGCAGGAAAUUCAAAGCGUUACUCCAGUGAAACAGGAAUGAUAAGAAAGCAAAAGAGCCCGGUUGCCAGUUUGGAGACAGUUAUAGUGGUCUGGAUAAACCAAACCAGCCACAGCAUCCCUUACGUCAAAGCUGCAUCCAGAGCAAGGCCCUAACUCUCUUCAGUUCUAUGAAGGCUGAAAGAGGUGAGGAGCUACAGAAGGAAAGUUUGAAGCUAGGAGAGGUUGGUUCGUGAGGUUUAAGGGAAGAAACCGUCUCCAUGACAUCAAAGUUCACGGUGAAGCAGCAGGUGCUGAUGUAGAAGCUUCGGCAAGUUCUCCAGAAGUUCUAGCUGAGGUAGUUAAUGAAGGUGGCUAUGCUAAAUAGUCUUUUACUGGAAGAAGAUGCCAUGUAAGGCUUUCAGAGCUGGAGAGAAGUCAAUGCGUGGCUUCAAAGCACGUCUGGCUCUUGUUAGGGGCUAAUGCAGUGGGUGACUUCAAGCUGAAGCCAAUGCUAGGUCCCUUAAGAAUGACGCUAGGUCUACUCUGCCUGCCCUCUAUAAAUGGAAGAACAGAGUCUGAAUGACAGCACAGAACAGAGUCUGAAUGACAGAUGCCAUGUAAGGCUUUCAGAGCUGGAGAGAAGUCAAUGCAUGGCUUCAAAGCACGGCUGGCUCUUGUCAGGGGCUAAUGCAGUGGGUGACUUCAAGCUGAAGCCAAUGCUAGGUCCCUUAAGAAUGACGCUAGAUCUACUCUGCCUGCCCUCUAUAAAUGGAAGAACAGAGUCUGAAUGACAGAGUCUGAAUUACAACAUGGUUUCCUGAAUCUUUUAGGCCCACAGUUGAGACCUAGUGCUUGGGGAAAAAACGAUCCCUUUCAAUAUAUUACUGCUCAUUGACAGUGUCCCUGGUCACCCAAGAGUUCUGAUAGAGAUGGACAGAGAUGAACGGUGUUUUCAUGCCUGCUGAUGCGAUAUCCACUCUGUAGCCCAUGGAUUAAAGGGUAAUUUUGAUUUUUACGUCUUAUUAAUACAUCUCCUAAGGUAUAGCUGCUAUAGAUAAUGAUUCUUCUGAAGGAUCCAGGCAAAGUAAACUGAAAACUUUCUGGGGUUCUCGUCCAAGAUGGUGACCUAGGAAGACCCCCUUCCUCCCCUCCUCCAUGGAUACAGCAAAUCUACACCUAUUUAGAGUAGUUCCUCCUGAAGAAGAACUGGGGGCUAAGCAGGUUUUGCACAGGUAAAGAUAAGCCAUGUAGAGAACAGCAAGAGAGAGGGGAGACAUGGCAAUGAAGGGAACCCCCCAUCCCCAAUGCUGCAGACGGCAGUGGGGAGGAAUAGUAUUGAGGGAUCGUGAGCAGAUUCAUCUGACGUGAUGUGGGGCACAGAAAAAAAAGCCAUGGUUUACAAGGGCAACUAGAAUAAGAAUAUAAAGGAACUGCUCUAGAACCCUGCAAAUGGCUGGUGAGUUUCUGGAACUUUCUCUGGGUUGCAGGGGCUGACGAGUACCAUGGUUUAUGUUCACCUUCCUUUUUUUUUCUUUUUUUAAAGUUUUUUUAAUAAGCUUAUUUAUUUUUGAGAGCAAGUGAGCAAACAAGCAUGAGCAAGAGAGAGGCAGAGAGAGAGAAUCCCAAACAAGCUCUGCACUGCCAGUGAGGGGCCCGACGUGGGGCUCAAACUCAUGAACCGUGAGAUCAGGACCUGAGCCAAAAUCGAGAGUCAGAUGCUUAACUGAGAGAGCCACCCAGCACUACUGUUUUCCUUCCUUCUUGACAGUGCAGAUGACAACAGGGUUCUGGUACCAUAGCUGGCCCGCCGACUCAAAGCCCUGGGACCCUAGCCCACACCAGCCAAAGAUGCUCUGGGGCACAGAAAAAAAGUGGUUUCAAAGAGCAACUAGAAUGGAAGAGAUCCAGCCCUAGACCUCUUCCAAAUAGCAGAUCUUCUGGAACUCUAUCCAGAUUAGAGGGGCUGGGGAGCACCAUGGUUUAUGUUUACCAUGUACCGUGAUAGUGUAGAUGGAGGGAAGGUUCUGGGCACCACAACUGGCCAGCCACCUCAGUGAGCCCUGGGUGCCUAGUUCAUACCAGCCACAGAUACCCCUGGGCACAGAAAAAAAGCCAUGGCUUAACCUUGGUUAACUUUCCUUCUCCACCCUGAUAGCAUGGGUAGGAGCAGCGUUCAGGUCCACCCUAGCCAGCCUACUGCCUCAGUGAGCUCCAGGCACCUAGCCCACACCAGCCCCAGCCAUCCCACCAAGGUGGCCCCAGCAUGGUAUAUACCAGGACACUCCUAGUCAACACAAACUACAGCUUUAGCCAUCUCACCAAGGUAACACAGUCACAAAGCAUCCCAGAACAAUCCAAGCCUAUCUGAUAGGGAAAAAAAAACAACCCUACCUACAACCAAGAAUACUCUACCUGGCAAAGUUAUUCAGAAUUGAGGGAGAGGUAGAGUUUCUGAGACAGCAAUUUUAAAUGUUCAUCACCACUCAAUUGGCCUUAGGAGAAAUGUUAAAGGUACUUCUUUAAAUGGAAAAUAAAAGGACAUAAUUAGGAGAAAAUUAUAAAUUAAAAGAUGUAAAAUGGAACAACAUAUACAUAAAAUGUAGAGUGGGGAGUGAAAAAGGGACUAUCAACUUAAUAUAGAUUGCUGUGUACUUAGGAUGUUACAUGUGAACCACAUGGUACCCUAGAAUAUAUGUACAAAAAAUAGAAAGUAGUAAAAGCGUAACACCUACAGAAAGUCACCAGUCAUAAGGAGAGAGCAAGAAACUUAGAAAAACUACAAAAAAAUGAAAGAGAACAAAAUGUAGCAAGUACAUAUCUAUCAAUAAUUACUUUAAAUGUAAAUGGCCUAAAUGGUCCACUUAAAAGACAUUACUUUAAAUGUAAAUGGCCUAAAUGGUCCACUUAAAAGACAUUACUUUAAAUGUAAAUGGCCUAAAUGGUCCACUUAAAAGACACAGGGUGACUAAAUGGAUAGAAAAACAAGACCUUCUAUAUGUUGCCUAGAAGAGACUCACUUGAGAUUUAAAGACACAAAGUAAAAAACCAAUGUAGCAAUAUUUAUAUCAGAAAAAAUGGACUUUAAAACAAAGUCUGUAAUGAGGGACCACGAAGGACAUUAUGUAAUGAUAAAGGGAUCAGUCCAACAAGAGGAUAUAACAAUUGUGAAUAUCUAUGUACAAAACAUUGGAACACCUAAAUACAUAAAGCAAAUAUUAAUAGACGAAAAGGGAGAAACUGACAGGGACUUUAACACCUCACUUAAAUCAGUGGAUAGAUCAUCCAGGCAGAAAAUAAAAAAAAAAACAAUAGUAUCUUUGAAUGAAACAGACCACAUGGACUUAACACAUCUGUAUGAAUGUUCCAUCCCCAAAAUACCAACAGAAUACAUGUUCUUUUCAAGUGCACAUGCAACAUUCUCCAGGACAGAUCACAUGUUAUGCCACAAAACAACCCUUAAUAAAUUUUGAAAGAUUGACAUCAUAUUCAUCUUUUCUGACCACAAUGGGAUUGGACUAGAAAUCAAUCAUGGGGGAAAAAACUGGAAAAAAUACAAACGUAGAGUCUAAACAACAUGCUACUGAACAACCAAUGGGUCAAUGAAAACACAACAGCCAAAAUCUGAGACACAGCAAACGCCAUUUUAAAAAGGAAAUUUAUAGUGAUACAGACCUACCUCAAGGAACAAGAAAAGGGGUGCCUGGGCUUCUCAGUUGGUUAAGUGUCUUGAUUUGAGCUCAGAUCAUGCUUUUACGGGUUCAUCAGUUUGAGCCCCAUGUUGGGCUCUGUGCUGACAGUGCACAGCCUGCUUGUAAUUCUCUGUCUCCUCUCUGUGCCCCUCUCCUGCUUGUGCUCUCUCUCUCUCUCUCAAAAAUAAAUAAGCUUAAAAUAGAUAAACCUUUAGCCAGAUUCAUCAAGAAAAAAAAAGAGAGAGGACCCAAAUAAAUUCAGAAACAAAAGAAAUGACAGCUGACACUACAGAAAUACAAAGGAUUUUAAGAAACUGGUAAGGAAAAUGAUAUGCCAACAAAUUGAACAAUGUAGAAGAAACAGAUAAAUUUCUAGAAAUAUACAAUCUUCCAAAACUGAAUCAGGAAGAAAUGGAAAAUUGGAACAGACCAGUUAGUCAUAACCAUAUUAAAUCAGUAACCUAAAAACUCCCAACAAACAAAUGUCCAGGACCAGAUGGCAUCACAGGUGAGUUCUACCAAGUAUUUAAAGAAGAUUUAGGGGCCCCUGGAUGGCUCAGUCGGUUGAGCGUCCAACUUCAGCUCAGGUCAUGAUCUCAUGGUCUGUGAGUUCAAGCCCUGCAUUGGGCUCUGUGCUGACAGCUCAGAGCCUGGAGCCUGCUUUGGAUUCUGUGUCUCCCUCACUCUCUUCCCCUCCCCCGCUCAUGCUCUGUCUCUCUGUCAAACAUAAAUAAAACAUUAAAAAAAAUUUUUUUUAAUAAAGAAGAUGUAAUACUUAUUCUCCUCAAACUAUUCCAAAAAAAUAGAAGAUGGAAGAAAGUUUCCAAAUACAUUCUGUGAGGCCAGCAUUACCCCAAUAUCAAAACUAGACAAAGACACAUCCAAAAAAAAGAACUAUAGACCAAUAUCCCUUAUGAACACAGAUGCAAAAAUUCUCAACAGAAUAUUAGCAAGCCACAUUCAAUGGAUUAUUCACCUCUUAUCAAGUGGGAUUUAUUCUUGUGAUGCAAGCGUGAUUAAAUAUUUGCAAAACAACAUGAUACACAAUAUUAACAAAAUGAAGGAUAAAAAUAUAAUCAUCUCAAUGAAAAAGCAUUUAACUAAAUACAACAACCAUUCAUGUUAGAAACUCUCACUAAAGUGGGUUUAGAGGGAACAUACCUCAACAUAAUAAAGGCCAUAUAUAAAAACCCACAGCUAACAUCGUAGUGGUGAAAAACUGAGAGUCUUUCACCUAAGAUCAGAAACAAUGGAAAAAGGUCUACUUUCACUAUUUUUAUUCAACACAGUACUGGAAGUUACAUUCACAGCAAUCAGAGAUGAAAAGGAAAUGUAAGUCAUACCAGUUAGUAAGAAAAAUGUUACUAAUGGUCACUAUUUGCAGAUGACAUGAUACUACACUUAGAAAACCCUAAAGACUCCAUCUGAAGACUAUUGGAAUAAAUGAAUUCAGUAAAGUUGCAGGAUAUAAAAUUAACAUAAAGAAAUCUGUUGCAUCUCAUUACACUAAUAAUGAAGUAGGAGAAAGGGAAAUUAAGAAAACAAUUCCAUUUGUAAUUGCACCAAAAAGAAUAAAAUAUCUAAGAAGAAACUUAAUGAAGGAGGUGAAAGACCUAUACUCUAAAAACUAUAAAACACUGAUUAAGUAAAUGAAAGUUGAUACAAGCAAAUAAAAGUAUAUACCAUGUUCAUGGAUUAGAAGAACUAGUAUUGUUAAAAUGUCUAUACUGCCCAAAGCAAUCUAUGGAGUCACUGUAAUCCCUAUCAAAAUAUCAACAGCAUUUCUCAUAGAACUAGGAAAAACAAUACUAAAACUUGUAUGGAACCACAAAAGACUCCAAAUAGUCAAAGCAAUCUUGAGAAAGAAGAAAAAAAGCUGGAAGCAUCAUAGUCCAGAUUUUACUGGCAGAAAAACAAAUAUACAGAUCUAUGAAACAGAAUAGACAGCCAGAAAUAAAUUCAUGCUUAUAUUAUCAAUAACAAAGGAGACAAAAAUAUACAAUAGGGAAAGGACAGUCUCUUCAGUAAAUUGUGGUGGGAAAAAUGAACAGCUACCUGCAAAAGAAUGAAAACUGGACCACUUUUUUUUUUCUUUUUUUAACGUUUUAUUUAUUUUUGAGACGGGGAGAGACAGAGCAUGAACAGGGGAGGGUCAGAGAGAGGGAGACACAGAAUCCGAAACCGGCUCCAGGCUCUGAGCUGUCAGCACAGAGCCCGACGCAGGGCUCGAACUCAUGGACCGCGAGAUCAUGACCUGAGCUGAAGUCGGCCGCCCAAACGACUGAACCACCCAGGCGCCCCUGGACCACUUUCUUAUACACAAAAAUGAACUCAAAAAGAUUAAAGACCUAGUGUGAAACCUGAAAACCUAAAACUCUUAGAAGAAAACAUAGGCAGUAAUUUCUUUGAUUUCAGCCUUAGCACCAUUUUUCUAGCUAUGUCUUCUCAGGAAAGCAAAACAAAAGCAAAAAUAAA
Molecule: messenger RNA, 11370 nt
Organism: Panthera uncia (snow leopard)
Lineage: Eukaryota; Metazoa; Chordata; Mammalia; Carnivora; Felidae
Gene: MBOAT1
Product: membrane bound O-acyltransferase domain containing 1
Exons: 14
Coding region: 1240-2451 (403 amino acids)
Biological process (GO): lipid modification
Cellular component (GO): membrane
Molecular function (GO): acyltransferase activity
Source: RefSeq, a predicted model, not a curated record